Callorhinchus milii (elephant shark) is the source of this 5247-nucleotide messenger RNA. Its product is annotated as oocyte zinc finger protein XlCOF6.1-like. Bases 197 to 1483 code for a protein of 428 amino acids. The transcript has 3 exons. The record is from RefSeq and is a predicted model, not a curated record. Lineage: Eukaryota; Metazoa; Chordata; Chondrichthyes; Chimaeriformes; Callorhinchidae. Gene Ontology annotation, cellular component: nucleus.
CUAACCACUGAGCUACAGGACUCUGGAUUAUUGUUUUAAUGGAAGCAAAAUUCGACAGAUUGCAUUGAGCAAAACAUCUAUUCUGUGAGAAUCUGUCCUGAGCCGCCCUUUGUCCAGACAAAUACAGACAGAUUGUGCCAGAACCUUGCCACAUCUCAAGAUCACGAUUACAAAACCCAGCGCAAGAAUAUUGAAUAUGGAAACUGACGUGAAGAUGAAAGUUGAGAAAGAAACAAAAUCUGCAAUAAAUGAUCAGUUGGAAAAAUCCCAGGCUCCAGGUCCCAGUCAGUCACCACCUGCCCUAGAGGCAGGCCACUAUUCAGCAUGUGAGAGAGGGUUCGUACCCUCACCAGAAGUGGAAAGCCUGGGCACUGACUCAGAAGAUGGACCAGUGGAGUCCGGUGAGUGUAAGGAGGAGCUUUUCACGUCCAUUGACCUGACGAAGCCUAAGCAUAUUCACACUGGAGAGAAACCCUUCGAGUGCAUUGCUGGGAAACAAGAAUUUUGCACAUCGAGCAAACUGACCGAGCAUGAUCCCGAGCAUGCUGGAGAGAAAGCCUUUGAAUGCAUGAUGUGCGAUAAGCACUUUUACACUGCUGGAGAGUUGAUCGGGCACCAGAGUAUUCACACAGUGGAGAGACCCUUUGAGUGCAACAUGUGUCAAAAGCAGUUCUGUGGAGCCGGGGGCCUGAAAAAGCAUCAACUGAUUCACAGCGGUGAGAGACCGUUCGAGUGUGCCAUAUGUCAGAAGCAGUUCUAUAACUCCACAUACCUGGCGGUGCACCAGCGAUUUCAUACUGGGGAGAGGCCGUUCCAGUGCACCAUCUGUCAGAAGAGGUUCUGCACAUCCAGCCACCUCCGAGAGCAUCAGAGAAUCCACACUGGGGAGCGACCCUUUGCCUGCAAGGUGUGUGAGAAGAGGUUCUGUACUUCCAGUCACCUGACAGAGCAUCAGCGAAUCCACACUGGAGAGAGACCCUUUGCCUGCAGGAUGUGUGACAAGAGGUUCUGUACAUCCAGCCACCUGACAGAGCAUCAGCGCUCGCACACCGGAGAGCGUCCGUUUGCCUGUAGGAUGUGCGAGAAGAGGUUCUGUACGUCCAGCCACCUGACGGAGCACAAGCGAACCCACACCGGAGAGAGACCCUUCCCGUGCAGGAUGUGUGACAAGAGGUUCUGCACUUCCAGUCACCGGAAGCAACAUGAACGGAGUCACACUGGGAUCAAGCCAUUUGAGUGCGGCAUCUGCCAGAAGAGGUAUCCCACCUCGACUCACCUGACAAUGCACCAGCAGACCCACACUGGAGAGAGGCCUUUUCAGUGUGACCUGUGCAAAAAACGCUUUUAUCGAUCCAAUCACCUGAUAGCCCACCAGCGCAUACACCUGCGAGAUAAACCAUUUGCGUGCGAGGUGUGUAAGCAACGAUUCUCCUCGGUCAACCUUUUUAAAGCACAUCAGCAAACCCACAUUCCAGAGAAAUAGUUUUGGUAUACGUUCAAGUGAAAAGCAUCGAUAUUGAGCCCACAUGAACCCUGCAGAGAAAACAAUGUGAGCGUGUUUUGUGUGCGCGUGUGUAUGUGUGUUUUUUUGGGGGGAAAAAAAUAAUACCUCUUCUUGCAUAUCCCUUAUUGCCUUAUCUUAACUCCUGGGAAACAAAAUUGUUGCUACAUCUGGUUAAUGGACAGUGCACCUGGACCCCAAAAAGUUUGAAAUACAUGUGUGUUAUAGACUAUUUCUGACAAGUGUAUCAACUAAUUCACAAUGAAGAGAAACAACUUGAAUGGAUUGCUGUCCUAUCACUUAAACCAUUCCUACAUCCCUGCUGAAAAAUGUGGAUGUUGGGUUGGGAUAGGAUUAGGUCUUGACUAUGUCCUGGAUUCGUGGUCCAGGCUUUUAAUUUGAAUAAUUGCAGUUGGGCAAGAUUCUGGAAGGUGCCAGUGUGAGAACAGAACCCCAGUAGAAGGAAAACGGAGUCUCAAUGCCUUCAAGAAUGGGGAUGGGAAGAAAAAAAUGAAAGGAGGAAAAUAUAUAGGAAAAGAGGGUGGGAAUUAGAACAAUACGAUGAAAGGACUACUUUUUUCCUAGAAAGAAGGAACUUGCAGUUUUAUUGCAUCUUAUCACGUUUGUGUCUCAAAGUGCUAUAAAGUAAUUACUAUCAAGUGUAGUGACUUUCUUUUGUAAGCACACACGACAGUCAUUUAGUGUGCAGCCGGCGUCUCAAACAGCCAUGAGAUGACUGAUUUUAUCUGGAGGAUUGCUGUCCAGAAUACCAGGAGAAAGUUCCUAAUCUUUUCACAUGGUGUCGUGGGAUCUGUAACAUCUACUCGAAGAGCAGGCGAAUGGGACUUUGAUGUUUCAUUCGAAGGACAUCGCCUCUUGACAAUUGAGGCCAGCUCUCAGUACUGCACUGAAGGAUCAGCCUGAAAUUGUGAAAGACAACAGUGCAACCGAUUGAGCCAAACUGACACCCUGCAGAGGGAUUGACCAUAAUGUAGACCUCAAAUUAUUUCAUGUCAGAAAAUAUCCAGACAUGCCAGUGAUCUGAUUGUGCAUCACCACCUCACAUUAUUUGAAAGUCCAACAAGCUUCAGACUUCAUCACAAAGCAAUUAAACCCACUAUUACAUUCAAAUUAAACUGACUAUUUUUCAUUUAGGGGAGAAGCGUUACUCAAAUCGGUAUAUAUCAAGUAAUAGAGGUCUACAACCUUGCGAUGUUUUGAUGUUCGUGUGUAUCAAUAUGUAUCAGCAACUAAUUCCGUAUAUUGAAAUUGUGGAUGUUCCUAAGAUUUGGGAAACGUUUCUUUUAGAAUAUGGAAAUUAGAGGACUUGUAAAUACACGCUUGAAAAAUUUGCAACUGUGUAAUGUGUGUGGGGGGAGGGAUGAACAAGUAUCUCCUAGGGGUGGGUUGGCUCUGCAGUGAAUAGCAGAGUUGAGUCAGCUCUCUUUGGUAGGCUUGAUCCAUUACAUGAGUGGGGGGGGCCCACAGUACUCCAGCGCACUGCGGAUGGCUGACCAUCCUGUCUUUCUGGUCAGUGGGACUUGGACAUAGACAUGCCACAUAGGGAUGUAAUUCUUCUCACUUCACUUCUGAUAAUCCUGCAAGACAAGUUCUUAACUUCUGGCAUUGGCAAGUGAGGUGUGCCCUUAUAGGGGAGAGAUCGCACACUUCAGAGCAGGUGAGCUGGAAUUACAGAUUCUUAAGUAUAGCAAUGGGUUUCUGCACAAAAUUUGUCAAAUAUGAUAAGAGGGUAGAUAGAAGCAAGUUAAUAUCCCAAGGGACCCAAAGCAAGUUAGAAUAGAGGAUGAACAGUUGGUAACACAUUUUAUUGAAUACUUCCUGUGUUUAAUCAGGAAGGUCACAAAAAAAUGUAAUAAUAAACAUGUAUUGUUUGAGCUGCAGGACUUUGACAUUAGUGAAGCUAAGAUUCUAGGUUGGAAGAAUAUGUCCAAAUGAUGGUGCUAUUGAAAGGAGUGCAUCGGGGGUCUGGCUGGGGACCCUUUCUGUUCCUUGUGUAGAUUAAUGGCCUGGAUUUGCAGUCAGUACACAAUAGUUUAAUGUGCAGACAACACCCAAGUUAGAGGGAACUAUGAAAUGAGAGGAGGCAAUGAAAGAGAGCUUGGUAGGGUUUCCACGUGGAUCCAUCUCUGGUAAAGGAAGUUCAAUACAACUAAUAAGUGCAGGUACAUAGAAGACGUGUGUACCCUUUGGAUGGUAUAGAAUUUUCCACGGUGGAAUUCGCAAAAAGACCUGGGGAUGUCAGCUGACUCAUCAUCCACCAUGUUUGAAUAGUGUAAGGCAGGAAUAAAUUAGGUAAAUAGGGUGCAGGACUAUAAUGCCAGAUCAGUUGAGUUUAUAUCCCUAGAAGUCAUGCUCAAGCUAAACAGUUAUGAGCAGGCCUCACCUGGAGUACGGUGUAUAGUUCUAGAUGCCACGGCAUCUAGGGACUGGCCAGGGCCUAAAAUAUAGAGAAGAGUAACAAAGAACGGUCCCCUAUUUCAGAGGGAUUUCUGUGACCUGGGAUGCCCUCCCGAUGUGAAAGGCGCUAUAUAAAUGCAAUUUGUUGUUGUUAGAUGAGCUAUAAGGAAUCAUUAAAUAAAUUUGUCCUCUUAAACCUUGCAACAUGAGACAUCUCAGAGGUGACCUUAUAGAGGUUUACAAUAAUAAAAUAUGAGGCUUGCAUUUGGCACAGUGUCUAUAUUGUCAAAACACUUGACACUCAAAAUUUCUGUUAAGUGUAUCGACUAUUUUGUAGACAAACACAGUGAUUAAUUUGUGCAUCGCAAUGUCUCACAAACAGCCAUGAAACGAAUGACCAAUUUAUUUGGAGAGUUGUUGGCUCGACACUAGGAGAAAAUCAUUUUUCUCUUCAAAUAGUGUCAUAGGAUCUUUAAUAUCCAUUUAAAGAGGUAGUAAAGCCCUCAAUUUAAUAUUUUGUAGGAUGGCAUCUCCAACAGUGCAACCCUCCCCAGCACUGUAUUGUUGGAAUGUCAGCUCAGACUGAGCUGAAAGUCACAAUGUGGGGUGUCAACCUACAACCUUUUCACUCAGAGGUGAGAGUGCUACCAACUGUGCCAGGCUGAUGUAUGUAGAAGAUGCUGUAUAGAAGACAUAGAAAAAAUAUUUAGAAGAUUCUAAGUGCAACUAAGCAAGUGAACCAAGAACAAUAUUUUUAAAAGCGUCAAGACAGCACAGAUGCAGGGUUAUGAAGAGCAAUUUCAGAAUAAACACCAGGAAGCAUUUGUUAAUGGAUGAUCAUUGAAUUGGGUUAUCGGGAAGGAUGGUUGAAGCCAGACAUGACUCAUUUAAGAAACUACUUGAUGAGCUGAUGGAAAGAUAAUAUUUUGGAUGGAUGAGAUUACAUGGGUUAAUGGGCCUUCAUCGGAACUUCUUUUGUAAUGAUAAGACUUCCUGCUAACCAAAAUACACACCAAUCUUACAAAAUGUUUCAAACCAAUUUACUUUGUGCAAAGAAUUCUCAGUCUAAUGCAGCACAGAGUGAUGGAAAAUUUAUUGAAACCUGAUUCUGUAUAUUCUGAAAAUUUGUGGGAUUUGAGGAAGGGUUAAUUUUCCUACUGGUAAACGAGUGAACAGGGAAGUGCUGUAUAACCAACUUUAAAAUUGUAUUGUAACCUUUAACUUGGCUCUAAUUUAACAGUCUGUUUUGUGUAAAAUGUUGAUUUUAAAUAAUUGCAAUUUAGUUCAGUAACAGUGUGUUACAAUAAAAUCUUGAUUUAUCCUUCAUA